Budorcas taxicolor (takin) is the source of this 2222-nucleotide messenger RNA. It is a transcript of the gene ARMC10, whose product is annotated as armadillo repeat containing 10. Gene Ontology annotation, biological process: negative regulation of intrinsic apoptotic signaling pathway by p53 class mediator. The transcript has 6 exons. The record is from RefSeq and is a predicted model, not a curated record. Bases 179 to 1102 code for a protein of 307 amino acids. Gene Ontology annotation, cellular component: mitochondrion. NCBI's taxonomy places the organism in Eukaryota, Metazoa, Chordata, Mammalia, Artiodactyla, Bovidae.
AGGAAGCGUACGGGCUGAGUGGACUCUUUCACUUUUCAGCAGGGCGGUUUCUGAGAGGCGGAGUUCAGUCCCCCAUUUCCUUUCUCCCGCGGCGUAAUCCCGGGCGGCGGCGCCUGGACCCGCUGGCUUCGAACACUCCCGCGCCGGGCCCAGCGCUGUGCGCGGCCCCAGAGGUAGCAUGGGCGGCGCCCGGGACGUGGGCUGGGUGGCGGCGGGCCUGAUCCUCGCGGCCGGCGCCUGCUACUGCUUCUACAAGCUGACGCGGGGCCGGAGACGAGGCGGCCGCCGGCUUCGGCUGCGCCCCUCGCGGUCCGCAGAAGACUUAACCAGUGGAUCAUAUGAUGACACCCUGAAUGCUGAACAAGUUCAGAAACUCCUUUACCUGCUUGAAUCAACUGAGGAUCCUAUCAUUAUGGAACGAGCUUUGGUCACCCUGGGUAACAAUGCAGCCUUUUCAGCCAACCAAAUCGUUAUUCGUGAAUUGGGUGGUAUUCCAAUCGUUGGAAGCAAAAUCAACAAUCCCAAUCAGAGUAUUAAAGAGAAAGCUUUAAAUGCACUGAAUAACCUGAGUGUGAAUGUUGAAAAUCAAAUCAAGAUAAAGGUAUACGUCAGUCAAGUCUGUGAGGACGUCAUCUCUGGCCCCCUGAACUCUGCAGUGCAGCUGGCUGGGCUGAGGUUGUUAACAAACAUGACGGUGACCAAUGCCCACCAGGACAUGCUGAGCAGUUACAUCACAGACCUGUUCCACGUGUUGGUCACAGGAAACGGAAGCACCAAGGUUCAAGUUUUGAAGCUGCUUUUGAAUUUGUCUGAAAAUCCAGCCAUGACAGAUCAACUUCUUGAUGCCCAGGUGGACUCAUCAUUCCUUUCACUUCUUGAUGGCCAUGUACCAAAGGAGAUUCUUCUUCGAGCUCUCACACUGCUUCAGAACAUAACAAACUGCCUCAGCGAAGAGCGCCGUUUAGCUACACAGCCAGCUUUCCCUGCAGGUUCACUGUUUUCCCUGUUGUAUGGAAAAGAAUGUGCCCAGAAAAUGAAAGCUUUAGUUCAUCACCAUGAUGCCGACGUGAAGGAAAAGGUAACAAUGAUACCAAAAUUCUAAUUGGUUGGUCAUAGUUUUCCAAAGAGUAAUGCAGUCCAGAAUUAAUACACAGAGAUUUCUCAUUUUUUACCUUCCUCACAAAGAGAUUCUUUUAACUGCUGAAUUUAAAUAGUAAAUAUCAUGUACUGUAAAUACAUUUCAUCUUCAACACAGCUACACCUUGCCAUGAUCUUCUGGUUUGUUUUGGACCAUUUUAUUGAUACCAAAUGAAUAUCAAUUUCGGCUUGUUCUGAAACUGUUUUUAUUUUGCUUUUUGCUAAGCUACUUCAGCUAUUCCCUCUACAUGGAGCGACAGUGACCUUUUGUGUGUAAGCUCCCCUUCCCUUGUCCAGAGGGAUUUGCAGUUACUCCACCGGGACAGCGACACUGUUUCCUAACUGCCCUAGGAAGGGCCUUGUUCUUCUAGUAGCAAUGAGAUCCUGUGCUCCAAAGGCCACCUGCCACUCAGGUCUGUUCUAAUCAUAGAAUCUACUUUUAGUCCAUGAAAACUUGCAACUGUUAGGAAAAAUGUUUCCUAAUACCUACUCCUGUUUACUGUGUAUAACAUACUGGUAUCAAUCAAAACAGAAUGCUUGUCAUUCACGUGUAGGCCUUUUGGUACAUCUAGAAGGAAACCCAGUCUCCUGAGAGUAGGAUUGGAGAGCGAGGAAACGGCUUUUCUUUGUACAGGAGCUUAGUCUAUCCAGUGUUUAAAAUUUAUGCUCAGAGUAAGAAAUUAAUAGGUUUUUUUUUUUAAGUAGAAAAAAGUGGCAAGAUUAUUUUCUCCCUUUAAGUGAAAAGUUUUAUUCAUUAAUUUUCAUGUUUUACAUAACUAAAAUUAAAGAUAAAAAUUCUCAGCAGUUAUUUUAAAUAGUAUCUUUGUCCCAUAAGCUACUGUAACAAUUUGCUAUAUUUGACUUCCCCUUCUCCACCCCACAUCCCCAUGUUUUGUAAUAUUCAAGUUCAUGACCACCACCAUGCUGUUAUUAAGUAAAUCAGUUUGCAAGCAGAAGGUUUCCUAUUCAUAUAUUUAAGGCAAGAGUACUUUGAAUUUCAUUUCUAAAUAUAUAGAUUUCCAUAGGAAGUUUACAGAUCCUCAAACAGAAAAAUGUGCUUUCUCAGGGUUAUACAGAUACAGAAA